Messenger RNA from Malaclemys terrapin pileata, 2574 nucleotides. It is a transcript of the gene TEKT4, whose product is annotated as tektin 4. Gene Ontology annotation, biological process: cilium assembly; cilium movement involved in cell motility. The record is from RefSeq and is a predicted model, not a curated record. Gene Ontology annotation, cellular component: sperm flagellum; nucleus; microtubule cytoskeleton. The transcript has 6 exons. NCBI's taxonomy places the organism in Eukaryota, Metazoa, Chordata, Testudines, Emydidae. Bases 91 to 1434 code for a protein of 447 amino acids.
GCGAGGCGCCGUUGGAAGGCCCCGCAGCGAGCCGCGGCCUUUCCUGACCGCGGUGGCCGGGGCCGGGCCGCUGCGCGGCGGGAAGCGAGCAUGGCUCAGAGCGGGGUGCUGCUGACCCGGGAGCCGGCGCCGCAGGCGGUGCCGGUGUCCGAGCUGCCCCUGAAGGUGUACGAGGCGGCGCUGAACACGGGGCCGGACUCCUCGUGCGGGCUGGCCACGGCCGGCUUCCGCACCGCCAAGUACCUGACCGAGGAGUGGCACCAGCACAACUACGCCCAGUACCACCAGGCCUUCGCCGACCGCGACGGCUCCGAGCGCUGCCGCCACGAGUCCCAGAGCCUGGCCGCCUACGCCGCCGCCCUGGCCCAGCGCACCCAGGCGGACUCCACCGCCAAGCUGGGCCAGCGCCUCCAGGACACGCACUUCUGGAAGGCCGAGCUCCAGAGGGAGAGCGAGGACCUGACGGUCGAGACCGACCUGCUGGCGGCCCAGAAAGUGCGGCUGGAGCGGGCGCUGGACGCCACCGAGGUGCCCUACACCAUCGCCACCGACAACCUGCAGUGCCGAGAGAGGAGGCAGCCGGCGGACCUGGUUCGGGACCAGGUGGAGACGGAGCUGCUGAAGGAAGUUGAACUUAUCAGAAAUGUACAAGAACUUCUGAAAAGAACUUUGAUGCAAGCUGUUAACCAGAUGCAAUUAAAUCGAGAUCACAAGCAGAUUUGUGAAAUGGAUUGGUCUGAUAAAGUGGAAACGUACAACAUUGAUGACAAAUGUGGAAGAUACAAUAAUCAGAGCACCAACAUCCAGUUCCGUCCCAGCUCAUCAAAGUUUGAGGAAAGUGCCUCAACGCCUGAAACCUGGGCAAAAUUCAGCCAUGACAACAUCUAUAGGGCAGAGCGAGAGCGACUGGGUUCCAUCAACCUCCGUUCAUUGAUUGACAAUAUCCUGCAUGACACAGCUGAGGAUCUGCGCUUGCAGUGCGCUGCCGUUGAUGAGGCUUUUGCUAAACGCUGCGAAGAGAUGGAAGAUGCAAAACACAAACUGGAACAUCAUUUGAAAAAAACCCUUAAGGAGAUCGGAGAUCAAGAAAACAACAUUGCUGCUCUCAAACAAGCUAUUAAGGACAAAGAAGCUCCACUGAAAGUGGCUCAGACAAGGCUGUAUGACAGAUCUUUUAGGCCCAACGUUGAGCUCUGCAGAGAUCCAGCACAAUUCAGGUUGAUCAGUGAAGUUGAAGAACUGACAGAGUCCAUUGAGUCUCUGAAGCAGAAACUACUGGAGGCUGAACAGUCUCUGAGGAACCUGGAAGACACGCGGAUGAGUCUAGAGAAGGAGAUCGCUGUGAAAUCGAACAGCAUUUUUAUUGAUAGGCAGAAGUGCAUGGCCCAUCGCACGCGAUACCCUGUUGUCCUUAAACUAGCAGGUUACCAGUAGCAAUACCUUCUAUAUUAAUGAUGUGAAGAUUGGUAGAAAAUCUUAACCUAAGAUAUUUAAUUUUAUAAUAAGUGUGUAAUAUUAUAGUCAAUAAACAUAAUUUGCUGUUAAUUUUCUUUAUUUAAAUAAAAAUGCAUAAGCAGAACAUCGCAGUUGGCUGUGGUUCUUGCAUUUGCAUUCCACCUAAAAUUUGAUCUCUGUUUUCUUUAUGCUUGCGUAGUUCAUACAGUAUGUGAUGUUUCAGGGCUUUUUCCCUCAGAUCAAAUAAAUGAACGUGGGGGUUUUGGAACAAAGAAAGGCUUUUCUAGCUUUUCUAGCUUUUUCUACUCGAACUUUAUAGUGAACAAAUAAGUGUGCUUGGGAAAUAGAAGAACACGCACUUCAGUAAGGAAAUAGAUUAAAUAGAUUUUAGUUUCAAGCAGCCCAAGGGUUAUGAAAGUAAAAUUGUAGUUUUCACAGUCAGGUGACAAUCUGAAUACUAACUACACAAAGCAAACCCAUGAUACCUGGAUGUAUAAUCUGGUAUUGAAUGAAAUGAUUUUAAACAAUCAAAACCAAUUCAGUUUACUUUUAAAGAGAAGCUAAACAGCUAGUGAACAGGGAAUGCUCCUUUUUCUCACUGCCUUUACCACUGUCAGAGUCUACCUUUGAUCAUUUCACGCUAUUCCCACUGACAUGAGUGGAAGUAGUGUAUGUGGAUAGAUAGUGAAAUGUAACCCAUGAUGGGCAGUCAAAAGACACAUCAAUUCCAUCUGCAUCAGUAGAACCCUGUAACAUACAUCAUUCAUCUAUCAGGUUACAGGUGCCAGUUUGCUGGAUUUGUGAUAUACAGGAUAAAAGGGGCUAAAUGAAAUAGAUGUCCAUUAAGGCAAAUUCAUUGUCUCCUACAUUACAUAUUUUUUAUUUUUAAAAGGUAGUUUAGAAACUCCUUAACUCUGCAUGGUCACUGCAUUAUUACCCUAAGUAUGAGAGUACAUUCAUGUAACUGUUUUACUCUCAGACAGUUAUUUGUUCAUCCAUCUAUUAUGUUGACACAGGAGGUGCAUAUCAGCUUUGGUCUGUUACCAUCCUGAAAUAAAAACCUACCACUGUUUCUCUGAAAAGAACUACAUCAGUAAAACAUAUUCUGCCUGUGGCUUC